This is a messenger RNA of Cavenderia fasciculata, 1953 nucleotides long. RefSeq lists its product as uncharacterized. The coding region runs from base 1 to 1953 and encodes 650 amino acids. Gene Ontology annotation, biological process: apoptotic DNA fragmentation. Gene Ontology annotation, molecular function: deoxyribonuclease II activity. The record is from RefSeq and is a predicted model, not a curated record. The transcript has 7 exons. NCBI's taxonomy places the organism in Eukaryota, Evosea, Eumycetozoa, Acytosteliales, Cavenderiaceae.
AUGUAUAUACAAUAUAUCUCUCUACUACAGGUCAUUAUCGUUUUCUUAUUUUGCACUUGGAGUGGUGUAGAGGAGUUUGCGGUCAAUGCUUUUACAAGUCCACGAUGUAUUGGUAUGCCAGCAGACUGGAAAGUAUCAACUCCACCUACCAACCCCGAUUGGUGGUUCCUUUUAUCAAAGCAAUCAAAAGAUAACGUAAACGGUGGAGGUUUCAUUUACACGGAUUCUUUCGGUGUAUAUCUUAACAUCGACGAUACAGGAAAUGAUAUGGUUGGUGCCGACAAACUCACGGUCAAAAAGUUUUGGGAGAGACAUACAGAAAGUGCCUAUGAAAACAACAAGGAGAUUUAUGGUCAAUGUGUCAAAAGGGAUAGUGACCGAACAAAGCCGACAUUGGUUAAUACUAGGAAAGCCGUGUGUAAAAAUGUAAGGAUAGAGGCACAGGUUUGGUAUCAUGACACUUUGGGUCUACCGCCAGCAAAAAAACCCAAACCUCAAGCCCAAGAUAGUGAUGCUGAAGAUCUCAAUAACGGGGAGCAACAAGUUACGGUUGAGGCCAGAAGUGCACAUGCAAAGUAUCUAAUAUCUGUAGACACCAAGACUGGGAAUGGAUAUUUUAUUGACCAUUCAAUCAACAUUCCAUCUAUCCCGGUUGAUACAGGCGCUGAAUGGUUUAAUCCCUAUCUUCUAUUUGGUUUAAAUGUUGGUGGUACAGAGGCCAAGUUUAAAAUGUCUCAUCACAGUUUUUGUUCAAAUUUUCAACAAAAUGAAUUUGAUGAUCUAAUGGGAGUUAUUGGCAGAGGAAAACCUCACCUAACCAGAACAAACUAUAUAGAUACAAAAGGAGGAUCACUUUUACCGAUCGAUCAUCCCUACAAUAUCAAAGAGAGAGUUGUUGCAGAAUUGGCCGAAAGUCAACUACCAAAUGAUAUUUGUUUGAAUUUUUACAGUACUUUUGAAGAUGACGAUCUCCAAGGCUCUGACCAUGAUGUUGAGGAAACAACGCAAGGAACAACCGAAAGGGAGAGAAUAGGUGCUUUUAUUCGCCACAAUAACAAUGACCCAGUCGAUCUUUGUCUUACUGAAAUAACUACCGGUCCCCUUCAAUUUUUAAGGACCAUCUAUGGUUUUGAUAUUAGAAUGAAACCAGUUGAAUUUGUAAACCCUGGAUUGUCCAUCGUCAGGACUCGUUGGCUUGACGAUACUCCCCGAAAGGAAGUAGGGGACAUGAAAACAUAUAUUCAACUUGGAUUGGAUCCAUUCACAUACAUUGCAAAGGCCAAUCCUUCUGUCUACUAUGUCUCAACCUAUUCACAACCUAAUCGUGUUGAUGUUCCAUCUAUUCAUAUGGUCGACCAGGAAUGGGGUAUUUUUAACAUUAGGGAAUGGAAAUACGACAAUAAAAUUCAAAGAGAUAGACACGAGAAAUUGUCAUUCUCAACAGCAAAUGGACGAGUCUGUGUUGGUGAUGCAAAUAGAAAUUUGGUACACACUCAUUAUGCUGGAAUCUAUAUAUGUUUCACAAGUCAAAGACUAGCAAACGAGCUCUAUGCAUUGAUAAACCUGGUUGAUGUAUCGAAUAGUUAUUUUUAUGACAACCAAGGGAAUCUAUUAUCAACAGCCACCAAUGAUAUCCAGGAUAGUUUACCAACACCAUUCCCAAAGUGGACUAAUAGGGUCGAUGCUAAAAAAAGAUCAUUGCCAUCUCUGAUGUACCCACUCGUUGCCAGAGUCACAUACAGUGAUAGACCAAAAAGAAAUAAUUUUAUUGGCGAUGAUGGUCAACUAAUUGCAAUGGAUGACCGUCCAACUAAAAAGGCAAAAUUCCAACACAAUGAAGAUGAGGAUGAAGAUGAAGGUUAUGAUAAUGAUGAUGACGAUGACCAACUUGAUGGUGGAGAGGAGACCAAUGGAUAUUCUGAUGAAGAAGAAGAUGUCGAUAUCAUGGGAUAA